AUGCAUAUCAAAAAGUUCGUCUACCAGGCGAUCAAACCUCGCUUGAGUCUCACGGACUCUAGUUCUGCUGGUGAAGAUGCAGAGCAUCUCCUGGAAAAGGAGGAAUUGUAUCGACGGCAAAAUGGACGUGCUUGUCUGAAUUCAUCCAUCUAUGUUUGGACGGUUCACAUCAUUCUUUUACUGCUAUCGUCAUCCUUCUUCCUUCAGGGAAUCAAACAGAGGUACCCCACAGAUCAAGAUUGUGUUGCCCAACUAUCUGCCUACUCACCGGCGUUAGGGGCAGUGGAGUAUAAGAUGGUCCGGUUUCAAGGGGCCCUGCUCAAUAAGAGCCCUUACAAAGGAGCACCCAGCCCCGAGAUAGAUGCUGCAUGGGACGAAAUAGUAAACAUGGGACAAAUCAAAGUCCAUCCCGAUGAUCUGAAGCACUUGCAAAAGCCGACGACUCAAGCUAAAUUGCGGACUCCAGAUGGGGAGUGGUAUACCGGUGGUUUAGAAGUAUUCCAUCAACUACACUGCGUGAAUCUAAUUCGGCAAUAUACGUAUUUAGACUACUAUCACCGUCCUGAGAACCGACCUCCUGCUUUUACGGAUUCCAACGAGACACUUCGUCUGCACAUUGACCAUUGCAUCGACAUGCUUCGACAAGUAGUGCAGUGCCAAGGAGAUGUUGGCAUCGUGACUAGCAGUUGGGUGGCGGGUUUUCCUGAUCCAUAUCCCGACUUCAACAGCUGGCAUAAGUGCCGUAAUUUCAAACCCUUGAAUGACUAUACUCAACAACAUCUGCUGUCGGGACAUAUCACGAAGACCUCUGAGGAUUUGACUCUUUCACGACCACCCUGUGAGGGUGCUGGUCCAGAGGAGAUUUGUCCAUAG
Messenger RNA from Talaromyces proteolyticus, 873 nucleotides. RefSeq lists its product as uncharacterized. Gene Ontology annotation, biological process: mycotoxin biosynthetic process. The transcript is spliced from 5 exons. The record is from RefSeq and is a predicted model, not a curated record. Lineage: Eukaryota; Fungi; Ascomycota; Eurotiomycetes; Eurotiales; Trichocomaceae. The coding region runs from base 1 to 873 and encodes 290 amino acids.